AUGGAUUCUGAAAUAGUGGACCGCAUUCAACGGAUGCAACUUACAACAGAUGAAGAUGAAACCAUUACAGUUCGUCCUUUGAGAAGAAAGGAGAUCCUGGAAGAAUACUCCUUGAGUUUAAUCGGUAAGUUUCUUACAACUAAACUGACUAAUAUUAGAGUAGCCAAGAAUUUACUAAGAUCUAUGUGGAAGAUGGGGGAAGACUUGAAGAUGGUGGAACUGGGUGACGAUCUACUACAGUUCAAAUUUUCAAUGGAGUGCCAACUGAAUUGGGUUUGGAACAACGGGCCUUGGUGUUUUGAUAACCAAAUCCUUGUUUUGCGGAGAUGGGAAAAAGGUAUGACUGCCCGUUCUGUGACCUUCACCCACAUGCCGAUUUGGGUCCAAGUUUGGGGGCUGCCAUUUGAUUUAAUCACUGAAGAAGCUGCGCACGAUAUCGGGCAAGGGCUGGGCAAGGUCAUUGAGGUGGACUGUAAAGCUCUCAAAACAGACCAAGCCCGGUUCCUCCGAAUCAAGGUAGAGGUGCCGCUGGAAAAACCAUUAAGGCGAGGUGGACCAGUGGUUAGUCCAGAAGGUGAUGAAGCUAGAGUAGCUUUCCGAUACGAGAGGCUGGUCGACUGGUGUUUCGCAUGUGGGAGGGUAGGCCACGACGUUAAAGAGUGUAUGUCGGCAAGCGAGGAAGAAAGGAGGGUUAAGCCAUAUGGAGAAUGGUUGAAAGCAGGCACUUGUGGCAGACCUGACACACCGAGAAGCAACCAGAAAAUCCCAGACCAGCGCUGGCGUGAACCCGAAGCAGCAACUCCACCGCGACAUCCCGAAGCAGCGACUCCACCGCCACAUACGCCAGCUGUACCUCCAGAAACAUUAAAUGCUGCUACAGAAAAGCCGAAAAAUUCGAAAACUGUUUUGCCCAUCCCGACAAAUACGUUUCAGACCUUAAAGCCAGCAAUCACACCAAUAUCCUCACCUGAUACGUUACAGAAUUUAAACCCCACAAUCACUCCACCUCCAUCUUCAAACACGUUACCAUUUGACCAAGGAUUUAUGACAGGGAAUAAUCUGCCAACCAAAAGCCCCACCAGCAUGGUUUCCGAAAAACUUGGAGAGGAGCUUUAUUACGUUCCUAUUAUGUAUGGGGGGAAUAAGGAGACAAACACGUGCCUCACUGUAGUCCCACGUGCACAUGGAGUAGACCCAUAUGUAAAAACCAAUGCCACGUGGAAAAAAAUCCCAAGACAAAAACUAAACACCAAUACCUCACAAGACACCUCAGAGGAGACCAACCCAGUAGGAAAAAAGAGACAAGCAACCCAGGUACGCCUGGAUGAUGUUCAAGGUGACAAAGUAAAGACCAAACGGCUCAAGGUGGUGGCCGACCAAACACAACCUAAUGUCCAAACGGUGGAGGCUGCGGCACAGCCCCGUCGGUCACAAUGA
Molecule: messenger RNA, 1437 nt
Organism: Quercus lobata
Lineage: Eukaryota; Viridiplantae; Streptophyta; Magnoliopsida; Fagales; Fagaceae
Exons: 1
Coding region: 1-1437 (478 amino acids)
Molecular function (GO): nucleic acid binding; zinc ion binding
Source: RefSeq, a predicted model, not a curated record